AUGGCAGCCAGUGCGCAAAACUUGCUAGCAGAUUUAAGAUUCCCCGACGAUUUACUUCAGGUGUUCAGAGAUAAUUCAAAAUGCGGGAUCACUCUGUAUGAGUUGGUAUCCACAUCGUUCGAAGAUUUUAAAAACAAAUUGGAAUCAACAUCAGUUCAAUGGAAGUAUGAAGUACUUUUCGAUAUUAUUGACGGUUGGAGGAAGCGAAAUAAAUUGAAUGUUGUGCAAACAGCUCCAAAACCGUUGACCGCUAGUGCAUAUUUAGCACCAGUACCUCGAUCCAUACCUGUCACCGGAUCCAUUGUGAUAAACAACGAAACACCGGAGGAAUUACAGGCCAAGACGGAAGUUGUCGAAGUUGUUGAUACAUGUUCUCACUCAGCUCAGUCUGCAGUUUGUCUCAGUUAUGUGCCUCCAGUUGCGGCAAGCGACGAGUUCACAGUAGCUGGUGUCUCAGAAGAGCUUGCAGAAUGUUCCAAUUUCUCACCGGAUUCUUGUUUGAAAGAUAAACAGACGGCAGAAGCUCCCAAGCUAACAUCUGCGGAAAACGGCGAAUGUUUAGUGCAGGCUGGUGUUUCGGGAUAUCUCGGUAAACAUUCUCAAUCCCUUCCGCAGGCUACAGUACCUGUCGCUCCUAUUUCUUCGGUGACAGAAUCUGGUACGGAAGACAAGCCGGUGGCAGAGCUAGAUGUAGCAACACAGAGCAGCGUAUUUUCAGCAAGCACUCUUCUUACGCUCUUGGAAGCUACCAUAGAAGGAAAGGAUAUUAUCGAGAAAGCGAAAAUUGGUGAACUUUCAGAACCCAAACAGUUGCAAUUAUCAACAACUAUCGCCAAGUUUCAUCUACAGCAUAAGUCCAGACUCCGAACAGAAGAUUUGGAGACAUACGCCGAAGCUAUCACAAUCUUAUUCAAGUUUUUAGAGAAAGGACAAUUAUUAGGCCGAGGCGGCGAUCGUCGCAACCAUGCUGGUAAAAUAGCAAAUAAAAUUGCAAAUCUGAAGCACAAAACACGUAAAACCGAAAUUAAAGAGCACGAACACGCUAAAAGUUUGAAAUUGUGUGCUGUUCAUCAACCCCAUGAAGAACCAGAAGCUCAAGAUGCUGUAAACUGGUUAAUUUUGAAUCAGCACACAUGGGAUUCUGUUUUGCAUAAAUGGCCUCUGAGUUUUAAUCACCGGAAACAAUAUUUGAAAUCUGCUAGUCUCGUUGAACGGUUGCUUACUACAUAUUCGCAUUAUAAAUCAGCGCACGGAUAUCAACUAAUCGACAUUGAUUAUCGUCUCCUAAAGGUUGGUGCAACGGAUGGAAUCGAUAAACUGGAUUCGAUUACUCCAGCGAUUGUAACGUACAUUGCUCGAAAGGGAACCGAUCCAUCGGUUGUCAAACUUGUAAAACAUCUAACGAAUAGCAGCACCAACAAAGACGUUAAACUAUGCGCUCUUCUACUUGGCUUGAGCACGGUUUUGCCACCUCUUAUAGUUGGACGACGGUUCAAACCAACUAUUUAUAUGGCACAGCAUGACACGAUUCUCUUCGUCGAAUCCAUCGAAGAAAUAACUGCGAAAGUUCAAGAGACGUAUGCAUCAUAUGCAGAAAGAAAAAUAGCGGUUGUUCCAAAGCUGGUUGUACUCGGAACCGGAAUAGAUAAUAUCGAAGGACGUUUCUUCGUGUGUUUUUCGGACGUCUGUUACGAACUACCAUCUAUCGCUAGAGCCACGGACGUGCUGAUAAAACUAUCAGUUGUUUUUGGUUUUUUGGUAGAUUUAUACCUGGAACAUAUCAAAGAGUAUCAUCGUGUACCGGUGGUCUACCGGUACGAAUGUACUGGACCAUUAUGUAGACUAGUUUUUUCGAAAUUUUACCCGUUUAAAAAGCAUCUGAUGUUACACUCUGUUCCACAUCAAAAAGAGAAGAGCACCAUCAGUGAUAUUCCUAUCGACGAAGAUAGAAAUUAUUACAACGCACAUUGCAGCACCAGUCCAAAAAAACAGAAGUGUGGCGAAACGACGGAAUACGCAGAAAACAUUGAGAUUACAGAUAAACGUGACGCGGUAGACUAGGCAGCUUUAAUGUUUACGGUUGGUUUACACAACAAAAAUAACAUCACUAGAAAAGAUGUGUAUGAUAUACAGCGGAAAGCAGGUCUCAUAUUUUCGGAGCUAGGUCGCCUCCUAUCCGAUUUGAAUAUGACGUCAGACAAUAUUGAUGAUGCAUUUAAUUUUAAGAAUUACUUACAGAAAAUGACAAAUAUUUUC
This is a messenger RNA of Armigeres subalbatus, 2256 nucleotides long. RefSeq lists its product as uncharacterized. The transcript has 7 exons. The record is from RefSeq and is a predicted model, not a curated record. NCBI's taxonomy places the organism in Eukaryota, Metazoa, Arthropoda, Insecta, Diptera, Culicidae. The coding region runs from base 1 to 2061 and encodes 686 amino acids.